This is a messenger RNA of Leguminivora glycinivorella, 1749 nucleotides long. RefSeq lists its product as uncharacterized. Lineage: Eukaryota; Metazoa; Arthropoda; Insecta; Lepidoptera; Tortricidae. The record is from RefSeq and is a predicted model, not a curated record. The transcript has 2 exons. Bases 449 to 1339 code for a protein of 296 amino acids.
UAACUGAUACACAUUUAUUUAUUUACUUAUGUAAAAAUCAUAAUAAUAUAUUAUGUAAAUUAUCAUACAUCACAAACUUAACAUUUCCAUUUUAAAGUUAAAUAUUAUGUUUUAUAAGAGCGUCAACGUUCGGCGCCGCAAACAGAGCAAUGGCGGCGAGCGGCGCUCGCGCCGGGAACGCCUCUCCCGCUCUCCCGCACAACCAGUCCUGGCUCGCCCGCCAUUACGAUACCACGCGAUCACGCAGCUCGAUGCGCAUGUUAAGUACCUACUUGAUGUAACGACUCGGUGCCCUAAAUAUUAUAAUAUAUAGUGCUUAAUAGUAAUAAGACUUACUAUACAACAUUUUGUAAAGUGUUAAUUAAAUUGAUUGACAAACUUAUUCAAUCGUUUAUUUUAUAGUGUGUGUAACCUCAUAGUUACUACAGUGGUGAAAUCCGACGUGAACAUGGGACCGAAACUGGACGAAUCAAGUGGAAGUGUGCCUUCUGACGAGGCAAGUGCACAACCGCCUGCAUCUGAAAGAAGCUUGGCGAGGGAUACCGGCGAUGUAUUCAGGGUGGGCAUUAAGGUGCCGCCAUUUUGGCCGGAGGAACCGGACAUUUGGUUCGCCCAAAUAGAGGGCCAAUUCGACUUGCAGAAAAUAACAAGUGACUCGACGAAAUUCAAUUAUGUUAUAAGCCACUUAGAUAACCAACAUUCGCGAGCUGUGAAAGAUAUUAUCGUCAAGCCACCUCCAGAGCGAAAAUAUGAAAAGCUGAAAACAGAGUUAAUACGGAGGUUAAGUGACUCGAAGGAAAAGAGGAUCAAACAGCUAAUGAUGCACGAGGAGCUUGGAGAGAGGAAGCCGUCCGAGUUCCUGCGACACCUGCAGGGGCUGGCUGGCGUCAGCGUGGACGACGACUUCAUGAAGAACUUGUGGAUUGGCCGCCUGCCGCACGGGAUCCAGACGGUGCUCGCCGGGCAGCCCAACACUUCGACGUUGGAGGACCUCGCAGACCUGGCCGACCGGGUCAACGACCUGGCCACCGCCGCGCCGAGGGUCGCCGCCGUCAGCAACCCAGUCCCCGGUUCGGCGUUAAGUGAUCUCGCCCGGGAGGUCGCGGAGCUUCGGCGAGAGCUGCGCGAGAUGAAGAUGGGGCACACGAGAGCCCCCAGGUCCCGCGCGUCAUCAUCAUCGCGACGCGACCGCAGCGGCUCUGCCUCUAGACGUCGUUCCCAGUCCAACUACAGGAAGUAUCCAGUGUGCUGGUACCAUAGCAAAUUCGGAGACCAGUCGACCAAGUGCAACCGGCCGUGUGACUACGCCGCGGCGGAAAACGGGAAGGGCGGUCUGUAAAUGCGGCCGACGAUUGCCCUCCACCAUCAAGAGGCCGCCUGUUCGUGACUGACCGAUCUUCGAAGGCGCAGUUCUUGGUCGACACAGGUAGCGACCUCUGCGUCUACCCAAGAGCGUCAACGUUCGGCGCCGCAAACAGAGCAAUGGCGGCGAGCGGCGCUCGCGCCGGGAACGCCUCUCCCGCUCUCCCGCACAACCAGUCCUGGCUCGCCCGCCAUUACGAUACCACGCGAUCACGCAGCUCGAUGCGCAUGUUAAGUACCUACUUGAUGUAACGACUCGGUGCCCUAAAUAUUAUAAUAUAUAGUGCUUAAUAGUAAUAAGACUUACUAUACAACAUUUUGUAAAGUGUUAAUUAAAUUGAUUGACAAACUUAUUCAAUCGUUUAUUUUAUAGUGUGUGUAACCUCA